Molecule: messenger RNA, 799 nt
Organism: Antrostomus carolinensis (chuck-will's-widow)
Lineage: Eukaryota; Metazoa; Chordata; Aves; Caprimulgiformes; Caprimulgidae
Product: GTPase KRas
Exons: 4
Coding region: 230-799 (189 amino acids)
Biological process (GO): signal transduction
Cellular component (GO): membrane
Molecular function (GO): GTP binding; GTPase activity
Source: RefSeq, a predicted model, not a curated record
UCGGUGCCUUUCGCCUCAGUGCCCGCGCUGCGUUUCCUCUGUGCCAUUUAGUUGGAGAAAUAACAUUCCCACAGAGCUUCUUGUCUUGUCUUGCAGGGAGGGAGUUGCUUUCCGGUAAUAGUAAAGGAACGUGAUACUGAAUGAAAACCCACCAGCAGCAUCCUCGUUUAAUUGGAGCCUGACUCUUUCUGCUUAAUGUUGAUUUCUUUGUCAUCAGGUCUGCUAAAAAAUGACAGAAUAUAAACUUGUUGUCGUUGGAGCUGGUGGUGUAGGCAAGAGCGCCUUGACAAUACAGCUAAUUCAGAAUCACUUUGUGGAUGAAUAUGACCCUACAAUAGAGGAUUCCUACAGGAAACAAGUCGUAAUUGAUGGAGAAACCUGCCUCUUGGAUAUUCUUGAUACAGCAGGUCAAGAAGAAUACAGUGCAAUGAGGGACCAAUAUAUGAGAACAGGGGAAGGCUUCCUGUGUGUAUUUGCUAUAAACAAUACAAAAUCUUUUGAAGAUAUUCACCAUUAUAGGGAACAAAUAAAGAGAGUUAAAGACUCUGAAGAUGUCCCCAUGGUGCUAGUAGGAAACAAAUGUGAUUUGCCUUCCCGAACAGUAGAUACAAAACAAGCUCAGGAUUUAGCCAGAAGUUAUGGAAUUCCUUUCAUUGAAACAUCAGCAAAGACAAGACAGAGAGUGGAGGAUGCUUUUUAUACAUUGGUGCGAGAGAUUCGACAGUACAGAGUGAAAAAAAUCAGCAAAGAAGAAAAGACUCCAGGGUGCGUGAAAAUUAAAAAAUGCCUUGUAAUGUAA